AGUAUCCUUCCCCUGCCAUGCCCACCAAGCCACGCCCACAGUACCAGUAGUAAAAAAAAUGAAUUUCACCACUGAACACAUCACAAUGUUUUGGGGGAUAAACCAGUAUUCACCAACAUCUAUUUUUGAAAUCAUAUCUGUUCUCACAAAUUAUUUGCGGAGACUCUGCCAGCCAUGCAGGACUGGGAUGUUUUUUUACACAGUUUCUGGAAGUCAUGUAAGAAAACUAUGCUUUUACACAGUUUUUGCAGCCACCAAAAGACACAACAAUGGGGUGUGUUUUCACACAAUUUUCAGAAACUGCAAAAGAACAUUAUCUGAAGCUGCUUCAAGAAUAGAGGCCUUGUGGGACCUGAAACCAGCCUCGGGUAGUCUGCAGGGGCCUAUCAACAGAAAGAGAGCACAUCUGAAGAUAAGUGGCAUGUGGUAGACCCGUUGGAGAACAGCACAAGGUGGCCUUCUUGAGUGGUAGUGGUGGAGCUAGGGCUGAAGCUGAUGCCUAUAGAAAAUUAUUUCUCUUGUUGCUGGGUGGUUAUGUGUGAGAGAGAGAGACAUGCCAGAAAAGUCAAGUUAGGCAUUUUCUGAAUUUUUGACACGCCAAGCCCAAAAAAAUUAUCUAUCACUGGACAGAUUGAUAAAAUUCUCUCUGUUAGCAAACAGGCUCUGUUGUUUUUCUAAUAAAUUUUCUCUUGUUCAAGUGUGUGUGUGUGUGUGUGUGUGUGUGUGUGUGUGUGUGUGUAAUCAAAAUCUUCCACUACUGUACAGCACUAGAAGGAGCCCAUAGAUAUAAGAUGAACCCCUGGGUUGCAGUUUAACUUCAGAAUACAGUGAAGAUCUGAAAUUAAUCUGGAUUGGAAUAACAGCAACGGCAUCAAGGUUUGCUUGUCAAGAAGUGUGACUUUCUACACAAACUGACCACGCGGGGAUUUCUUGGUACAGGAUCGUACUGCCCAGAAAUUGACAAUUCUGUAUGAAAGAAUUCAGAUAGAGUAGCUUUUCUCAAUGGGGAUUCCAUGAGAGAUGUAUGAAAGUUCCGUAUCUACAAUGGCAAUGUACUGUCUGAAAACAAUCUCUUUUAAAUACAAGUAACAGGCCUCAUACAUACAAUAACUAUAACUAUUAUUCUCAAAGUCUAUUCACCAUAAUCUUCACUUAUCCUUAUUAAACAUUUUCCAUUUUUUAAUAAAACAUUCUGUUCAGUUUUAUCUAUACUUAGUUAAUGAUAUCAAGCAUUACAAAUCUCAUAUGAACACAUUUGUAAACAUUAUCCUCUAAUUCUGUUAAUCAUGUUUACCUAUCCUGGUUAUUCAAUAUUCAUUAGGUAAUAACACAUUUAUUUCAUCUUUAUUUACAUACCCUCCUCCAUUCUAAGUUUCAAACUUCCGCUUCUAUUUUCUAACCAUUUGAAGAAUAGUUCCCAAGCUAAAACACGUUCUGUUUCUCCCUUAUCCUUAAUUUUCAGUGUUAAGCUAUCCACUUCAAGACAUUCUAAUAUUUUCUUUAUUGCGUUUUCUUCUGUAGGUGUAUUAUCAUUUGUACUUCACCUGAUGUUGAUUCUAUGCCUGUUUAUUAAGCUUUAGUUGUGGAUUUGGCUAUUGCAUGCAAUCAUAAAAUUGGUUUGUUUCUUUUGGGUCAUCAGGGUUCCAAUAUUCUAACGAGUAGCACAAAGUUUUCUGAAACCAUUUGCUGCCACCUAGCGGUGGCUCAAAAUAUUGCUAAAGAUACUGGUCAAGUAUAGCCCAGAUGCUUUUUAAAUUCACCAGAACCUAGGUCCAGUUAAGUUUGUGAACCAAAUGAAGGUAGCGAUGGCAAAAUUGGUUCAGACUUUAUGUGAACCCCAAGCUAUUUGGUCAAUAAUAUUUCAAAGUCCAGGCGCCUUUGUUACUUGUGAGCAUGAAUCACUUUUACUCUUUUCAAGCGGCGGGGAUGUUUGUGUGGAAAAAAAAAAUCUCUGCAGGGUUCUCAAACGCUCGAAGCGAAUAGAAUUGGCCCAUCCCACUUUCCAUAUUUCAGAGGAGGAGGAGGACAAGAAUGGCCACCGUAACUUAAAGACACCGAUUCCAAGCGGCAAAGUCUCCGGGAUGAAGCGGUUGCUAGGCGGCAGGGGCGCGCGCCUCUGCCUCGCGCUCCUCCUUCUCUUCCGCCAUUGGCUCUUGGGCUCCAGCGCGUGCCCGUGCGAGCAACCUGCGCUUUGCCAACCCAUCUCGAGUCAGUGCGACUUCGAGGUCUUUGUAUUUGAUAUUGGUGGGAAGACCUGGAAAUUUUAUGACUGGGCACAAAUUACAACAGUGGCAACUUUUGGAAACUAUGACCCUGAGCUUAUAUGUUAUGCUCAUUCAAAAGGAUCCAGAGUUGUUUUAAAAGGAAAUAUAUCUGUGAAGGAAAUUUUAAAACCUACUGUUCGAACAGCCUGGAUAAAACAAAAAAUCAGCUUGGCUAAGGACCAAUACAUGGAUGGAAUCAAUAUAGACAUUGAACAAAAAGUUAAAAAAUCCUCAGCUGAAUAUUAUGCAUUAACUGCUUUAGUUAAGGAAACAACAGAAAUGUUUCACAAAGAAAUUCCUGGUUCUCAGGUAACUUUUGAUGUACCUUGGUCUCCUAAAUGUAUAGACAGUAGAUGUUACAACUAUACUGGGAUUGCUGACUCCUGUGAUUUCCUGUUUGUGAUGUCCUACGAUGAACAGAGCCCAUUGUGGUCCAAUUGCAUAGCAGGGGCCAAUGCCCCUUACAAACAAACUUUAGGGGGAUAUGAUUAUUAUAUUCGCAAGGGCAUCAAUCCAAAGAAACUGGUGAUGGGCGUUCCAUGGUACGGCUAUGAUUAUAUCUGCUCAAAGUUACGUAAGGAUCACAUUUGCCUCUUUGCAAAGAAUGUUUUCCCAGGUACUCCGUGCAAUAAUGUCUCAAUAAGACAAGCCCCAUACAGAAUCAUCAUGACAUUGGAGAAGACUUCUACUUCUGGGAUCCUGUGGGAUGAGAAACAAAAAGCUCCCUUUUUAGAAUACAAGGACUCAAAGGGUGCUUUUCACCAACUGUGGUUUGACAAUGCCAAGAGUGUUUCUCUGAAAGCAGCCUAUGCAAAAGAACAUGGUCUGAAGGGCAUUGGGAUGUGGAAUGCAAAUUGCCUAGAUUAUUCAGCAAGUGUUGCAGCUCAACAGCAAACGGAAGCAAUGUGGAAAGCCUUGAAAGGCGCAUAAUUUAUGCAAGGGCCAGACUUGAAUUCAGACAGCAGUGAACAAUUAAUUAAGUUUUUAAAUGGGUACAGUAUAGGGCACAGUAAAAAGCUGUGAAGGCUACUUGCUGUACAUUUACCUUAUUCCAUUAUGAGAUACGUGCUGCUUUCCUCAGGGUUGAGGCAAUUUAUUUCUCAAUAAGAAAAAGAAUUUACAUCAACCAUUCUAAGCAUGCCUUCUAAUUCCAGGAAAGGAAAGGGAAAAUACAUGUCAUAAAUACAGAAAAUAAAGGUUUUUUUAUAAUUACAUAAAAGCUUUUUGUUUAAAGCUUAUGACUUUUAAAAUGAAUAAUUGGAGAAGAAGAGAAGGGAAUGAUCGAUCGAUCGAUGAAUGAUCGAUCGAUCGAUGAACUUUUCAAUUUACAGUUUGGUUCAGAAUAUGUUGCUCUGUAUACCUAGUGAAGUAGAAUGAAUUUUUUUUGAAGCAGCUUUUAAUUUUUCAGAUUAUGUAUAAUUGUUUUCAUUUAAUUCCCAGUAAUUGUGGCAAUUGAAAAUGGCAAUUAUUACUUUUAAAAUCAAGAUAUAUUGAGAUGUUGGUAGUUUCUCAAUAAUGAUAUUGAACUUACCUGAAGCACUAUGACUAUAUUAGAAGAAUUCCAGUGAAAAUAGAAUCAUAGUAGUGUGAAAUUUAUAUAUAGACGGCUGUAAAAUUACUCAAAAUAGAAAUACCAAUAUUAGUUUGUACAUUUUAUACUUAUGGCUUUCGUUUUAAGGUUGAAUUGAUUGUUUUCCUUACAGACAAUAUACACUGCACUUACAUUGUUUUGCCUUUAAGGAGGCAAAUAAUUUAUGUGGGUUUACAUAAGAAUCAAAACUCAA
This is a messenger RNA of Thamnophis elegans (Western terrestrial garter snake), 4048 nucleotides long. Its product is annotated as di-N-acetylchitobiase-like. Gene Ontology annotation, biological process: carbohydrate metabolic process; chitin catabolic process. Bases 1794 to 3194 code for a protein of 466 amino acids. Gene Ontology annotation, molecular function: chitin binding; chitinase activity. Gene Ontology annotation, cellular component: extracellular region. The record is from RefSeq and is a predicted model, not a curated record. The transcript is spliced from 7 exons. NCBI's taxonomy places the organism in Eukaryota, Metazoa, Chordata, Lepidosauria, Squamata, Natricidae.